AUGGACCCUCAAGACGUUCCCACCAACACCGAGGCCGAGCUCGAGUCUUUCCGACAGAAAUGGAGGGAAGAAGUGACUGCCAGAUCAAAGGGCAAGGCGCCUGCCUCGCCUGUGUCGGUCAAGAACACCGCUACUUCAUCCUCAACGAGCAAAUCUCAUGCAAACAAAAGCAAUGCGCCUGAUGUGCAGCAUCACACUCGUGCUCGAAGCCUAAGCCUAGAAGGCGGUGACGAAGUCAACUCCUAUACCUACCAUAAUCUGGGUGAGAAGCAGCAUGGCCGGAGACUUGAUGAAACGAGCGCUCAGACCGCUGCCCCCAUUGCUGAGGAGACCGAACCGACGUCUGCUCUAGAACAUUAUGAAAAAGCCGUAGAAAAGGAAAGCCAAGGUAGUCUGGGUGACAGUGUAGACCUGUACAGAAAAGCAUUCAAGCUCGAUUCUGGCGUUCAAGAGACGUACAAAGCGAAACACUUCCCGCCCUCAUAUUUCAAGAAACUCAAAGCUGCACAAGCAGCAAGCGCUUCAGUUUCAUCAUCAACACCAGCAUCGUCCCACCCUGUACCCAAACCCCAGGACCCCAACCCAUCCAAUGCCUCAGCCACAGUGCCCAACACUGCCCACCACUCCCUACAUGGUCUCUCUUCCACGUACCAAAGCCUGAUCAACGAAUACGCCAGCACUUCUAUUCUCGGUGAGCUAGCACCAACCGAUCUAAGCCCCGCGCCUCCAUGUCCGAUAUCCAGUAUUCCAGAAGAGAUUGUUGUUGAGAUAUUAGAGCAACUCGCCAUACAAGACAUUGCGUCAUUCGCUCGCCUGGCCCAAGUGUGUAAACGCCUGGCUUACCUAGUGACCACCGAAGACCGUGUUUGGAAACGUUUAGCUCUAGGGCCCGAAUAUGGCUUCGCGUCCAUGCACUACACAUGGUCGUGUCAAGUUGGUGGGAAACCGCUCAAUGACGACGACAUGGGCGGAAUCACUCUAGGUGCUGCAAACCUUGACCUCUCUGAUACCGAAGACAUCGAAGCCGCAGCCGAAUCACUCUCUCCAGCAGCACUGACCCAGCUUCUCGUCCCAACACCAUACCCCACUUACCGCACACUCUUUCGACAACGCCCUCGCAUUCGGUUCAACGGCUGCUACAUCAGUACGGUCAACUAUACGCGUCCGGGACAAGCACUACCUACAACAUCAUCCUGGAACUCGCCUAUCCAUAUUGUAACUUACUUCCGCUACCUGCGCUUUCUGCGCGACGGGACAUGCAUUUCUCUACUCACCACUACCGAGCCCGCCGAUGUGGUUCCCUACUUGUAUGUCGAACACAUUCACAAGAACCAUCACAACCUGCCCAGUGCACCAAUGAAAGAUGCCGUGUUAGGCCGCUGGCGCAUGAGCGGUCCGGAGCCUGGCAGCGAGGAACCGGAGGGCACGCUGCAUAUCGAGAAACCAGGCGCCACGCCAAAGUACAUGUACAAGAUGGCACUGAGUUUUGGCAAUGCAGGGCGAGGAGCUAAGAACAACAAACUUGUUUGGCAAGGGUACUGGAGUUAUAACCGGUUGACGGAUGACUGGGCCGAGUUUGGAUUGAAGAAUGAUCGUGCCUUCUACUUUAGUAGGGUAAAGAGCUAUGGCAUGAGCUGGGGCGAGAGAGGCAUUAAGGAGUCGUAA
Alternaria postmessia is the source of this 1665-nucleotide messenger RNA. RefSeq lists its product as uncharacterized. The transcript is spliced from 2 exons. The record is from RefSeq and is a predicted model, not a curated record. Gene Ontology annotation, biological process: SCF-dependent proteasomal ubiquitin-dependent protein catabolic process. Gene Ontology annotation, cellular component: SCF ubiquitin ligase complex. Gene Ontology annotation, molecular function: protein binding. NCBI's taxonomy places the organism in Eukaryota, Fungi, Ascomycota, Dothideomycetes, Pleosporales, Pleosporaceae. The coding region runs from base 1 to 1665 and encodes 554 amino acids.